Molecule: messenger RNA, 2846 nt
Organism: Drosophila hydei
Lineage: Eukaryota; Metazoa; Arthropoda; Insecta; Diptera; Drosophilidae
Product: WD repeat-containing protein 3
Exons: 2
Coding region: 24-2825 (933 amino acids)
Biological process (GO): maturation of SSU-rRNA
Cellular component (GO): small-subunit processome; Pwp2p-containing subcomplex of 90S preribosome
Molecular function (GO): snoRNA binding; protein binding
Source: RefSeq, a predicted model, not a curated record
UUUCUUAAAGUUUAAAUGAUAAAAUGGGUCUAACUAAGCAAUAUUUGGCCUAUCGCGCCAUAGACAGUUUUAACAUAAUCGCUUCUGGUCGCGCCAAUGUGAAUUUCGCCGUACUUGAGAAAAGUGAGGGACGCUUUGUUGCUGCCCCGGCAGCUGAGAAUGUUAUCAUUUGGGAUUUAAGGAUGGGCGAUCGUAAGCUGACGCUGCGCCGCGAAAAGCAAGAGGUUACCGCCUUGCGUGUCUCACCUGAUCAUUUACACAUUGCCGUAGGCUAUGCGGAUGGUGUAGUUCAGAUAUUCGAUUUGAGCUCAGGCACGUACUACGAUGCAAUAUGCUCGUUGGCGCUACACAAAAAUGCUGUAAGCAUCCUGCGCUACGAUGCACAUGGCAUGCGGCUAGUGAGCGGCGGUCUGGACACAGAGCUCGUCGUUGUGGAUGUGGUGGAACAGGCGGGCCGUCAACGUCUCAGCGGCCACAAUGCAGCCGUUACAGAUGCACACUUCUUACAGCGUUUAGUCGACCAAGACAUUGUGGUUAGCUCCUCGAAGGACACACAGAUCAAAUUUUGGAACUUGGAGACACAGUUCUGCUUCAAAACGAUUGUCGACAAUCGCACCGAAAUAUGGGCUUUGGCUUUUAUAAAUGAUUUGAUGGUUGCCGGCGCUGGAGAAAGCGGCAUGAAUGUCUAUCGGCUACGCAAGCGCGGAGAUAACGCAGCCCAAUCCCUGGAAACAGCUGUCGAGGGCUUUGCUAUAGAUGACGAGGAUACAAUAAGUCCACUGAGCGUCAGUAACUGCGGUACAAUACAACGUGCGGGCAAAGGGCGCACCGUAAAUUUGGUGGCCGAUCCUAACGAGCGCGUGCUAAGCUGCCAUGGCACUAAUGAUCUUAUUGAAAACUUUUACAUAUGCAACGCAGAGGAAGCCAAGCAGCGACUGGCCAAGCGUCUGAAAAAGGCGCGCAAAAAGGCACAGGAGGGUGCAGCGCAAGAGGAGGAUGAGGAACAUCUAUCCAAGGAGAUGUCACUCAGCGAUGAAAUAAAGCGCCUAGAGAGCAUCAAAACGAAACAGAAAAUCAAAUCGAUUGAUGUGCUACUUGGCCAGAACAACGAACUACGCGUGUUAGUCAGCCUUUCCAAUAACAGCAUGACUUUGUACUCCCUGGAGGCUUCGCUCAAGUCGCGGAAGCCAACCGCCAAGUCAGCUGCGCCUACGGACAGCAGUGUCAAGACGCUGCGCUCACUAACACGACUCGGCCAUCAGUCGGAGGUGCGUUCCGUGUGCUUCAGCAACGAUUCGCUAGCGAUUGGCUCUGGCUCCUGUGAUUCCUUUAAAUUUUGGGAUCGUGAUGCUAUGCAAUGCCUGCGAACAAUGCCCACAGAUUACAUACUCUGUUCGCGCUUUGUGCCCGGCGAUCGUUAUGUGCUGCUGGGCAUGAAAAGCGGAAAACUGCUGAUUGUAGAUGUGGGUGCAGCGGACAUUGUGGAACAGAUACCCGCACAUGAGAGCGAAUUGUGGAGCUUGGCUCUACUUCCGGAUCAGAAGGGCUGCGUCACAGGUAGCAGUGAUACAACACUGAAAAUCUGGACUUUUGAGCUAAUUGAUUCCGCUGGCGAGGGCGAGGCACAAACCAAGGUGCUCUCGCUGCUGCACAAAAAUACCCUCAAGCUGGAGGAGACGGUGCUGUGUGUGGCCAUUAGCCCGGACAUGAAGUACCUGGCCGUUGGCCUCCUAGAUGCCACUGUGAAGAUCUUCUUUUUGGACACAUUCAAGUUUUAUUUAUCACUGUACGGACACAAAUUGCCGGUGCUCUGCAUGGACAUCUCCUAUGAUUCCCAAUUAAUAGCCACUGGUUCCGCCGAUCGCAACAUCAAGAUCUGGGGUCUGAAUUUCGGUGAUUGCCAUCGCUCGAUUUUUGCACAUGACGAUUCGGUGAUGUCACUGCAAUUUAUACCCAAGACGCACAUGUUCUUCAGCUGUGGUAAGGAUGGUAAAGUCAAGCAGUGGGACGGCGAUUCCUUUGAGAAGAUACUGACUCUGCCUGGCCACAUUGGCGAGGCGCACUGCCUCUCUGUGUCACCUAAUGGUCGCUAUUUGGUAACAUGCGGCUCUGAUCGGACACUGCGAAUGUAUGAGCGCACGGAGGAAACAAUUGUGCUCAAGGAUGUGCAGGAGGAGGAACGUGAGCAGCUGGAAAACGAGCGACUGGCCACCGGCGAGGACAAUAGCGUUCCAUUGCUUCCAGGCUUAAAAUUACCCUCGCGGAAAACUGUUGGCUCCGAGCAGGCAGCUGAAUCUAUCAUGGAAUGCCUGGAAAUAUCGAAACAAUUCGAGACGGAGGCAGAUGAGAAGCCCGAGCUACAUCCACUGAUGCUCGCGCUGCAAGCGAAAAACCCAAAUGAUUUCCUUGUCACGACCUUGGUGCGCAUACGCACAUCCGAUAUGGAGGAGGCGUUGCUGCUGCUGCCCUUCUCCAUUGUCUGUGAGCUGCUGGAGCGCUUGCCCGCCCUGAUCACCCAAAGACCCGACGAAGUGGAGCUGCUCUGUCGCGUAACCGUGUUUCUGUUCAAGGUGCACAUGAAGCCCAUUGCAGCGGCUAAAUCGAUGAAGCCGCUGCUUCUCAAACUGCUGGGGCUGCUCAAACACGAUGUCCAGCAACUGCGCGACACCAUGGGCUACAACCUGCACGCCCUAUCGCUGCUGCAGACGGAGGUAGAGCAGCGCGAAGGAGUCCAGCUGUUCCGGGAUGCGACGCUGGCGCGACGCAAGCAAGAAAAGAAACGUCGAGCCGCUUCUAAACGACGAUUACAGAUUCAAAUGGUGUGAAGACGUUUUAUUAUAGGACCU